Messenger RNA from Hippopotamus amphibius kiboko, 1329 nucleotides. Its product is annotated as rRNA methyltransferase 2, mitochondrial-like. Gene Ontology annotation, biological process: RNA methylation. The record is from RefSeq and is a predicted model, not a curated record. Gene Ontology annotation, molecular function: rRNA (uridine-2'-O-ribose)-methyltransferase activity. Lineage: Eukaryota; Metazoa; Chordata; Mammalia; Artiodactyla; Hippopotamidae. The transcript has a single exon. Gene Ontology annotation, cellular component: mitochondrion. Bases 12 to 749 code for a protein of 245 amino acids.
GGGAGGCGUCCAUGGCCGGGUCCUUGAAGUUGGCGUGGGCUUCCUUUCAGCGUCAGAGGUUCCACACCACUGGGAGUUGCUACAAGGGCCGGACCGGCGCUGAACACCUGUGGCUGACGCGGCAUUUGAGGGACCCGUUUGUGAAGGCUGCGAAAGUGGAGAGUUACAGGUGUCGAAGUGCCUUCAAGCUCCUGGAGAUGAACGAGAGGCACCAGAUCCUGCGGCCCGGCCUCCGGGUGCUAGACUGUGGGGCCGCUCCGGGCGCGUGGAGCCAGGUGGCUGUGCAGCGCGUCAACGCUGCAGGCACAGAUCCCAGUGCUCCUGUUGGCUUUGUGCUUGGGGUAGAUCUCCUUCACAUAUUCCCCCUAGAAGGAGCAACUUUUCUGUGCCCUGCUGAUGUGACGGACCCAAGAACCUUCCAGAGAAUCCAAGAACUGCUUCCUGCUGGGAGAGCAGAUGUGAUUCUGAGUGACAUGGCACCCAACGCCACAGGGAUCCGGGCCCUCGACCACGACAGGCUCAUUAGCUUGUGCUUGUCCCUUCUGGACAUGGCUCCAGAAGUCCUGUGCCCUGGGGGAACAUUCCUUUGUAAAACCUGGGCUGGAAGUCAAAGCCAUCUGUUGCAGAAGAGACUGACAGAGGAAUUCCAGAAAACAAAGACUGUAAAACUUGAAGCCAGCCGGAAAGAAUCCUCAGAGGUGUACUUCUUGGCCACACAGUACCGAAGAGGGAAGAGGGGAGGUCUGUGAAGGGCUGAGAGCGUCUUCUGCUGUUUCUGGUUCUUUUUCACUGCAAGUGUGUCUUGAGCUCUUUCCUGAAGUGUGGGUGGGGAGAGCCGAGCUUGAUCUGGGAUGCAGCAAGCAGAUGGGGGACUUUUUUUUUUUUAAACCAAAAAGAUAGGACAAAACUGUAUUGUGUCCAUGAUAUAUGAUAAAACAGUCUCUAUAACAUGAUCUGUGAAGAGAAAGUUACUGUAAGAUAUUGAUAGGCAAAGAUAGAAGGAUGAAAAGACAGACUGAGGGAAGGAUAAAAACACUCUGAGGCAGAGAAACAUGCGCACAGACACACACACACACACACAGACACGUCCUGUAACCUCAUCUUACCCACGGAUAGUAUGUUACAGAGAAACAGGCCUCCGCCAUUGCUCCAGAACAACCCGCAGGUUUCCUGGUGUAAUUUCGGCUCUACAGGGUGAUGCAGAAAAAUCCGAAGUUUUGUCUGGGGAUUUGUUUCCAUCUCUCUGGUGAAUGAUCUGGAAAUACAUGCAUUCUUCAAGCAGUGAGGGCUCCCAGGACAAUUAGGGAAGACAUUUGGCAUGAAUCAUGC